This is a messenger RNA of Closterium sp. NIES-67, 5334 nucleotides long. The record is from the annotation of a GenBank genome assembly. Lineage: Eukaryota; Viridiplantae; Streptophyta; Zygnematophyceae; Desmidiales; Closteriaceae.
UUGAUCCUGAUGGCCCCUCUCAACGCAACCACAACGUUUUCAAGGCACUCUUCAAUGCUGUUCUGCCUAGAACGACCAUUGAGAGCCUGAUGCACCCCCCCUUGAGCCACCUGGAGGUUUGGUGCUCCUUGCCUAACGGCUAUUGUUGUGACGGUAUCUGGUUUGCUUCAGAGCUGAUCGCGAACAAUGACAUUCUGAACACCACUAGUGAAUGAAAUCGGAUUCUUCCCGUUUCUCGUGACUACCACAUCUCCUAUGAGUUUUUUAGAUUGCUGCAGCUACGUUUUUUCGUGACUCGACAGACAUUCGCACGCGAUACCUUGCAACACAUCGUCGCGGCGAGGAGUCUUCGUGUCGACAUACAACCAUGGCGAAUCAUCCACUAUGGAACAAGCUUGCAGUCGCGUGGCAACGAUACAAGUCCAUUCUUCAGAUCGCAAUCCCAGCGAUGGUCGCAUUGGCCUUCAUUCUCGCAGUCGUCUUGCAGUCGGAGACCCACGACAUCUCGCCUGAUGAAUUUGCAACCGCAUUGACAGACACUGAUCCAUCUGAUUCGCAGGACAAUAUCCUUUCUGGUGGUAACAUGCUUAACGUUGACGGAUCGGGAAUCGACGGUAUAGACGCAGGUGCGGGUCAGUCAGCAGGCGCCGCCCUAACGGAUGAAUCGGCAACCGGAAAUGGAGCGGCUGGCCUUCUCCGCGGAAACAGUCCUGCAGGCGACCGAGCGACGAGUCAAGCGCACAGUGAAUCCAGUAGCGGGACAUCGGCAAGCGGGGAUGCAGGAUCUGGUGGUGGUGGUGGUGGAGCGGGCCAGGAGUACACGAUAGAAGCCCUUCCUACGGCAAGACAAGUGGAAGGAGCCGCUGUGUGCCACGAAGAGAAGUCAUUCUGGGUGAACUCGCACCUGCGCACGGUGGCGUGCAACGCAUCGCAGCCGCUGAUCACGAGUGCACCCGACAUGCUGAACAACAUCUUCGUGCCGCUCUACGCCUGCCCCUUCCAGGAACGCCUCGGGCCCUGGGGGGAAGGCGGCAAGUGGAUAUGCAACGUGCCAUCAGCAAUCCAGGCCAGUCCUGUUGUCUACAGCGUACGUGACAGCGAGGAGUAUGGGUUUGAGCUGGCAGCGUCCAUAGCGCUGCACACGAGGCCGCAUGUGUUCAGCUCGUCGCUGUCGGCGGCGCAGCAGGCGGCAGUGAGGGCUCUGGCGCAUGUGGAGUACCACGAGGUGGGGCUGGCCCUGGCCAAGGACGCCAAGGCGUCCGACGUGAGCCUGGCAGACCUGCUCGCGGCUGGCAAGCACAGCUACGUGGACGUGCUGUACGUGGGGCUCGACUGCCAGGAGUGCGAGCUCGCCUUCAUCCGCCAACUCAACUCCUCCUUCGGCUCCAACCCCGCCACCGGCCUCGCCCGCUCAGGAGGCCUCCUGCCCUUCGGACAAAUCAUGAUGCUGCUCACCCACAUAGGGCAGACGCAGCAGAUGCUGGAGGUGGAGUACACGCUGGAGAAUCUGGGGUACCGGCUGUUCCACGUGGAGACCAAGGCCAACGGUCACCUGGAGGUGGCCUACAUCCACGCCUCCCUCGUGCAGCCCCCCAAGCCGGCUGAUUGCCCCGUCGACACCUCCGGUCUCAAGUACCCCGACCACCAGCAGAUUGACGAUGCCUCGCUGUGCCACGCUGAGUCCACUUAUCAGGUGAACCUGGCGCUGCGGCGGGCCGCCCUAGGAGCGGAGCAGCCGUUGACGCUGUCGCUGGCGGAGAUGAAGGACCUCAUCUACGUGCCCCUCUACCCGUGCCCCUAUGAGGAACGCAUUGGAGAGUGGGGCGACGGGGGCAAGUGGAUCUGCAUGAUCCCUACAGCGUUACAGUCAAAGCCCCUCGUGUACAGUGUGGGCAGCAACGAGCAGUUUGCGUUUGAGCAGGGCAUGGCGGAGUCGGUGCGCACCAAGGCGUUCACGUUUGACCCGUUUAUCUCGGCGGCCCAGCAGGCGCACAUGCGCUCGCUGCCCUUCUUGCACUUCCACGCCAUCGGAGUGGCGGGCGAGGAGUCGCUGGUGUACUACCACAAGCAGAACCCCACGUACGACUUCAGGACGCUGGCGCAGCUCAUGGCGUUCCUCAACCACUCGUACGUCGACGUGCUCAAGAUCGACUGCGAGGGCUGCGAGGUCGCCUUUGUCCGCGACAUUGCCCGCGCCUACGGCUCCGAGCCCGCCGCCCUCGCCAGCAACGGCGGCGUGCUCCCGUUUGGCCAAGUGCUCAUGGAACUGCACCAGAUCACGAACACCAAGGUGAUGCUGGCAUUGCUGUACACGUUUGAGAGUCUCGGGUACCGGCUGUUCCACGUGGAGACGAACCCACUGUGCCUCAUCUGCAUCGAGGUGGCCUACAUCCACGACUCCCUCCUCCUGCCCGCCAACCCCCAAGCCUGCCCCAAAGCCCCCCUCAACGACCCCGCCACCCUUGUUAAGAUCGCAGGCAGCGGGGGUGCUGGUAGGGCCGAUGCUGCAGACCUGGGCACUGUAGCAGCAGCAAAGGAAGCGCCAGCUGCAGUGCAGGAACCUGAGGCCGCAACAGCGCCAGCAGCAGGAGAGACAGAGGCAAGUGAUGCGACAGGCGGGGCCAUUGCUCCUGUGACCGAUGUCGUAGAGGGAGACAAGGAGAAGCCUGCUCUGGAAACGGGGUUGGGAGACGCAGAGGAAAAGGCCGAGAAAGCAGAGGAGACGACACCUUUGGGAGAAGAGGUAACAGUGCCAGGCAAGGGGGUGGCAGAGGCUGGGGUCAGUGCUGCUGAUGCUGCCAGUGCUACCACCAGCACUGAUGCUGCUGAGCCUGAUGCAAGUGCCAAGAGCCCUCUAGAGCCUGAUGUGAGCACUGGCACCAGCAGUGCGAUUACUUCCGGAUUGAGCCUGUCUGAUCCAGGUGCUGCUAGCGCAGAGUCUACAGGAAACACCAUGAGCCUACUCAACAGCAUGAGCGGCAGCAGCAGCUCCAGCGGCGGCGCCAGCGCAGAGAGCACUGGCAGCAGCAGCAGCAUCGGCAGCACAGAGAGCAGCAGUAGCAGCAGCAGUGCAGAGAGCAGCAGUAGCAGAAGCAGCGCAGAGAGCAGCAGUAGCAGCAGCAGCGCAGAGAGCAGCAGUAGCAGCAGCAGUGCAGAGAGCAGCAGUAGCAGCAGCAGCGCAGAGAGCAGCAGCAGCAGCGGUGUUGCGAGUGGGGCGACGACUGACAUUGCAUGGAUGGAGCCCCUGGGGGAUACAAGCCAUGUGGAGGGUGCUGCCCUCUGCCAUGCUGACCGCUCCUAUUAUGUGAACUCGCACCUGCGCACGGUGGCGUGCAACGCAUCGCAGCCGUUGAUCACUAAUGCACCCGACAUGCUGAACAACAUCUUCGUGCCGCUCUACGCCUGCCCCUUCCAGGAACGCCUGGGGCCCUGGGGGGAAGGCGGCAAGUGGGUAUGCAUGGCCCCCACUGCCUUCCAGUCAGCACCAGUUGUUUACAGCGUACGUGACAGCGAGGACUAUGGGUUUGAGCUGGCAGCGUCCAUAGCUCUGCACACGAGGCCGCAUGUGUUCAGCUCGUCGCUGUCGGCGGCGCAGCAGGCGGCAGUGAGGGCGCUGGCGCAUGUGGAGUACCACGAGGUGGGGCUGGCCCUGGCCAAGGACGCCAAGGCGUCCGACGUGAGCCUGGCAGACCUGCUCGCGGCUGGCAAGCACAGCUACGUGGACGUGCUGUACGUGGGGCUCGACUGCCAGGAGUGCGAGCUCGCCUUCAUCCGCCAACUCAACUCCUCCUUCGGCUCCAACCCCGCCACCGGCCUCGCCCGCUCAGGAGGCCUCCUGCCCUUCGGACAAAUCAUGAUGCUGCUGGCAAAUAUCCAGCAGACGCGGCAGAUGCUGGAGGUGGAGUACACGCUGGAGAAUCUGGGGUACCGGCUGUUCCACGUGGAGACCAAGGCCAACGGCCACCUGGAGGUGGCCUACAUCCACGCCUCCCUCGUGCAGCCCCCCAAGCCCGCCGACUGCCCCGUCGACACCUCCGGUCUCAAGUACCCCGACCACCAGCAGAUUGACGAUACUGCCCUGUGCCAGGCAGAAUCUGCAUUCCAGGUGAACCUGGCGCUGCGGCGGGCCGCUUUAGGGGCGGAGCAGCCCCUGACGCUGUCGCUGGCGGAGAUGAAGGAGCUCAUCUACGUGCCGCUCUACCCGUGCCCCUAUGAGGAACGCAUCGGCGAGUGGGGCGACGGGGGGAAGUGGGUGUGCAUGAUAGCCUCUGCCCUGCAGAAGCAGCCUUUGGUCUACAGUGUGGGCAGCAACGAGCAGUUUGCGUUUGAGCAGGGCAUGGCGGAGUCGGUGCGCACCAAGGCGUUCACGUUUGACCCGUUCAUCUCGGCGGCCCAGCAGGCGCACAUGCGCUCGCUGCCCUUCCUGCACUUCCACGCCAUCGGAGUGGCGGGCGAGGAGUCGCUGGCGUACUACCACAAGCAGAACCCCACGUACGACUUCAGGACGCUGGCGCAGCUCAUGGCGUUCCUCAACCACUCGUACGUCGACGUGCUCAAGAUCGACUGCGAGGGCUGCGAGGUCGCCUUUGUCCGCGACAUUGCCCGCGCCUACGGCUCCGAGCCCGCCGCCCUCGCCAGCAACGGCGGCGUGCUCCCGUUCGGCCAAGUGCUCAUGGAACUGCACCAGAUCACGAACACGAAGGCAAUGCUGGCGCUGCUGUACACGUUUGAGAGUCUGGGGUACCGGCUGUUCCACGUGGAGACGAACCCACUGUGCCUCAUCUGCAUCGAGGUGGCCUACAUCCACGAGUCCCUCCUCCUGCCUGCCAACCCCCAAGCCUGCCCCAAAGCCCCCCUCAACGACCCCGCCACCCUUGCCAAGAUCUCUGGUGGUUCUGCUGGUGCUGCUACUGCUGCUGCUGCUGCUGCAGCUGUCACACCCAAUGUAGACUUGCCGGCAGCGGCUGGUGGUGAUACGUCCAGCGCAGCGGAAGACACACCAGAUGGUGAAACAAUCUGAGCUAGGGGCAGAGUAUGGAGCACGUGCCAUAUGUGCACCAUGACAGUGGGCUGUGGGCAUAUUUAUUUUGCACCUGUGAGAUUCCUAGGCAUUCAGAAGUGCACUGGUAUUGUUGAAUACCAUAUCUGUGUGUCGAAACGUGAACUCAACAGUAGCCGGGAGCUAUGUAAGGAAAUUCCCUUUUCCUUACUGGGCUCGACUACAGUGCAUACUCUCAGAGUUAGAAAGUUGACUAGAAUGAGAGUAUAUAGGGGUAUAUAGCUAGUGGGUUGUACACUCUAUGGCAAGACCCUAUGUAGUCUACUAAACAUACA